GCAUUUAAAUUAAAAAACAACUGUGUGUCGCGUUGUCACUUUUUUUGUAGCACAAACAAAAAAGAUUUUUCUGCAUUUUCUUAAAAAAUAUAUUGAAUUUUACUUAAAAAAAUGACAAAAAAUAAUGAAAAACAACAAAUGGAAGAGGUAGAAGUUAAAGUAAACAAAUGGGAUGCCACAGCAGUUAAACAUGCUCUCGAUGAUGCUGUCAAAAAUGCUUUAUUUGCCACCAGACCACAGUUGAAAGAACAAUUUGGUUUAAUCAAUACCCGCCUGGUACUCUGCACUUUAGCUGUGGGAGUAGCAGUUUUGGCCCAUGGCUGGGAUUUCACACAUCCAUUCCCUGAAUCGAAACCAGUGCUUAUGUUCUGUGUUGUCGCCUACUUUGUUUUAAUGGGCAUUUUAACACUGCACACUACAUUCCGUGAAAAGGGCACUUUUGCCGUGGCCGUUGAAAAGUCUUCGAAUGGCAGUCAGAAAAUUUGGGAGGCCAGCUCGGAUAUGAAGAAAUACGAUGAUAAAUACACCUUAGUGCUUUCGGUAAAAGAUUCCAAAUCUCUAAGAGAGGCUACUAGUGUAAAAUCUUGCGCUAAUUUCGUUGAUGCUAAUGGUAUUAUUGUUGAUAAAUUGAUUGCCAAUGAGGUGAAUCGUUUGUAUAACUCUCUGUCGGCUGAGAAGAAGGAAAAAUAGCUCGUUAUGAGUGAAAGCGAAGAAUUUUUAUUAGAGGAUGAGGAGGAAGCGAAUAAACAGGAGGUUAAUUUCAUCGCUAAUGCUAUUCCAAAUGCAUGUGUUUAAGUUAAUAAAUAAAAAGUCUUUUUAAAUUAGUUUUUCUGUAUUUAUUUCGUUAAUGUUGGAAGAAAAUUAAAAAUUAAAGAAAAUUUUGUGUUAAACAU
This is a messenger RNA of Lucilia cuprina (Australian sheep blowfly), 893 nucleotides long. It is a transcript of the gene Spase25, whose product is annotated as signal peptidase complex subunit 2. Gene Ontology annotation, cellular component: membrane; signal peptidase complex. Lineage: Eukaryota; Metazoa; Arthropoda; Insecta; Diptera; Calliphoridae. Bases 112 to 690 code for a protein of 192 amino acids. Gene Ontology annotation, biological process: protein targeting to ER. The transcript has 2 exons. The record is from RefSeq and is a predicted model, not a curated record.